Messenger RNA from Lithohypha guttulata, 1077 nucleotides. RefSeq lists its product as uncharacterized. Lineage: Eukaryota; Fungi; Ascomycota; Eurotiomycetes; Chaetothyriales; Trichomeriaceae. The record is from RefSeq and is a predicted model, not a curated record. The transcript has a single exon. The coding region runs from base 1 to 1077 and encodes 358 amino acids. Gene Ontology annotation, molecular function: nucleotide binding.
AUGUCCAAAAUCUACAGCGUCGGCAUAAUAGGCUACGGUCUCUCCGCCAAAAUCUUCCACAUCCCCUUCAUCACAGAUACCGCACAAUUCAAGCUCGACGCCAUCGUACAGCGCACGCCCAAACCCCAAGACGACGCAAGCAACGACUACCCCAGAACUAAAAUAUACCGCAGCACAGAAGAACUCUUCAACGAUGCGGACAUCGACGUCGUGGUCAUCAGCACAGCACCAAACAGCCAUUUUGAGCUCGCGAGUAAAGCUAUGAGGGCAGGGAAACAUGUCUUAGUCGAGAAGCCGUUCACGCCAACUUCGGAUGAAGCUCGUGAGCUGGUCAAGGUUGCAGAGCAGAAUAAUGUGCUACUUACAGUAUAUCAGAAUAGGCGAUAUGACAGGGAUUUUCUGACUGUCAGGAGACUCGUUAGUGAGGGGUCUUUAGGACGUGUUGCGGAGUUCGAAACGCAUUUCGAUCGACAUAGGCCUGAUAUGCCUACAGCACAGUCUUGGAAGACGGAUCCGGCGAAUUACUCUGCUGUAUUUGAUUUAGGCACGCAUUUACUGGAUCAGGCUGUGUACCUAUACGGCUUACCGAAACGAAUUACUGGAUUUGUUGGGAGUCAGAGGGAGGGUAACACGAUUGGUCUGGAAGACUCCUUUACGGCUCUACUGCACUACGAGGACGGACUGAUGGUCACGGCGAAGGCUGGUGUGGUUAGUCCUGAGACCGACCAGCUCAGAUUCUGGAUACGAGGGACAAAGGGCAGUUUCAAGAAGUUUCACCUUGACCCGCAGGAGGAUCAGCUCAAGAACGGCCUUCGACCAGGGCAGGAAAAUUAUGGGGAGGAAGGUGAAAGUAAACAUGGCAUUCUUACAACCACUAGUGAGGGUGGGAUGACCACUAGCAAGGUGAAACCUGUGGAGAGUAAAGGAUACACUACGUUCUAUGAUCAAUUCGCAAAAGCUCUGGAUGCAAAUGAUGCGAAAUUGUUGCCAGUUGACCCAGGUGUGUCUGCGGACGUGAUACGGUUGUGUGAGUUGAUGAGGCAGAGCAGUCAGCAGGGCAGGACCCUGGAUCUCUAG